CUUGACUUUUACCUCAUUAUCUCCCAGAGGAAGAAAAGGCAAAGUGCAUCUAAGGCUCGCAAAAGGAUUUCCUUCCCUUGCAGAAGAAAUAUCCCUACCUUUCCCCCCUCCUCCUUAGCGGGAGGGGCUGCGCUGGGGGGAAGCGAUGAGAAGCUUCAUUUCUCUGCUUUGCCUCUGGAGUCUCUAUUGUUCUGUUGCCGCGGGAAACACAGACCCAGAUGGUCCAGAGGGGCUACUGAAAGAUAAAAACUUAACCGAGCAUACCCAGUCUAAUACAGUGCACCCUCCUGCCAAGCCCUCAGUGCGGUUUAAUGUCAGAACCUCCAGGAACCCAGAGCACAAAGGCUGCUAUCUCUCCAGGGGCCAUGACCAACAUUUAAAAGACUGUGGUUUCAACACAACAGCAAAAACCUUUUUCAUCAUCCAUGGAUGGACGAUGAGUGGCAUGCUUGAGAACUGGUUGUUCAAGCUCGUGUCAGCCCUCCAGAUGAGAGAGCAGGAUGCGAACAUAGUCGUCGUGGACUGGCUGCCGUUGGCCCAUCUGCUCUAUACAGAUGCUGUCAACAACGCCAGGGAAGUGGGUUCUAAAAUUGCCAAGAUGCUGGAUUGGCUGCAGGAGAAGGAGCAUUUUUCUCUUGAGAAUGUUCACUUGAUUGGCUACAGUCUUGGAGCUCACGUUGCUGGAUAUGCCGGAAACUUUGUGCAGGGGACAAUAGGUAGGAUCACAGGUUUGGAUCCUGCCGGCCCCAUGUUUGAAGGAACAGAUAUCCACCAGCGGCUCUCCCCAGAUGAUGCAUACUUUGUGGAUGUCCUCCAUACCUACACUAGUUCCUUUGGCUUGAGUAUUGGCAUCCAGAUGCCCGUGGGCCACAUUGAUGUUUAUCCCAAUGGGGGUGACUACCAGCCAGGUUGUGGGCUGAAUGAUGUUUUAGGAUCAAUUGCCACUGGAACAAUCACUGAGGGGAUGAAAUGUGAGCAUGAACGGGCUGUGCACCUCUUUGUGGACUCCCUGGUGAACCAGGACAAGCAGAGCUUUGCCUUCCAGUGCACAGACUCCAAUCGUUUUAAGAAAGGCAUCUGCCUGAGCUGCCGGAAAAACCGCUGCAACAGCAUCGGCUAUAACGCCAAGAAAAUCUGGCACAAAAGAAACAGCAAGAUGUACCUAAAGACCCGAGCUGGCAUGCCGUUCAAAGUUUACCAUUAUCAGAUGAAAAUCCAUGUCUUCAGCUACAAGACCAUGGGGAAAACAGAACCUUCGUUUUAUGUUACCCUUUAUGGCACCAACAUGGAUUCCCAGUCUCUUCCUUUAGAAAUAGUGGAGCGGAUAGACUUAAAUGCCACCAACACCUUCCUGGUGUACACGGAAGAGGACAUGGGCGAUCUCUUGAAGAUCAAACUCUCCUGGGAGGGCACGUCUCAAUCCUGGUACAACCUGUGGAAGGAGCUGCGGAGCUAUCUGUCAGAACCCCACAACCCUGUGAGGGAGCUACACAUUAGGCGCAUCCGGGUGAAAUCUGGGGAAACCCAGCAGAAAAUGACUUUCUGUGCUGAAGAUCCUGAGCAAACUAGCAUCUCUCCUGGCAAAGAUCUCUGGUUUACCAAGUGCCGAGAUGGCUGGAGAAUAAAAAAUCAGACCAGUUCAAUCACGAAUCUGCUCUAAAGGUCCUUUUGGAAGUCUUAGCCCUAGAGACCCACUGCCAUCCAACUAUGUGGAGAAAGUUACUGCUGAGGAUCUACCCUGAGGGAAAGAUCUCCUCUUGGCUGCUAACAGGAGGGCAGUCCACCGGCUGGGCUCAGACCCCAUUUUCCCGUGACUGCUGUAAUGGCAGGUGGGAGAGGAACUCAUCCAUUACUGCAACUACCACUGCUACUUAGGUUAGCACUAACCCUAACUAAAUGCUCAGUGGACCGUGAAUGGAGGCUGAGUCCCAGUUCUGUCUACAAGCUUAAUGUCUGCAUGCUUCUCAGUGCUGGUUUGAAGUUCCUGGAGAAUAUCCACCUGUGUUUUCAGCCAAGGGGAAACUUAGCCAUCGUGAAGUGACCCUUAAUGGAUGAGAGACCCACACACACACACACACACACACACACACACACACAUCCCGAGGAUUCUCUAGCUGGUGGUCUUUCCCCUGAGGGCCACCUCAGAAAAAAAUCUUUCUGACGUGAUGGAACACCUGGGAAAUAUUCUGUGUUUCCACAUAGAGGAGAAAUCCUAUGCAGAGGCGGAUGCUGAAGGGUUCUGGGCAGCUUUUGGUUGCACUGUUCCUAGUUGCCCUACUUGAGAAGUCCAGUCUGUCUUCUCACAUGCUCUUGCAAUGUCCAAAGGGAUCAUUCACUUGUUUAUCCAACAUAUAUUUAUUGUGAGACUACUAAUAGUUGCUUGCACGACAUGACCUCUGAGCCUCAGUUUCCUCAUCUGAAAGUGAGUGGACUAGAUUAAAUGAUCAAUAAGGCCCUUUCUAGCUCUGGCAUUCAGGGGGUGUAAGAGAUGCAAAUAUGUGUAAGACAUGUAUCCUGGAGGCCGUGAGUGAUCUCUUUACUUGACUUAUAGCAAAUAAUGUACUGACAUGCUAAUUACCAUCAAGGAUUUUCUAUUGGCCUUUCUUUAUACUAGAAAAUAUACCUGGUUAAAUUUCAAGCAAAUUUUUCAUCGUUCAGGGGUAUGGAAAACACUGUAUUUAUUAAGCAUAUCUAUAUAUGCAGAAAUCAACAUAGGUCAAGGAAACUUGGAUCCAGGAGCUACAGAUUGGGCUUGACUUAAAUCUUUAAAUCUUGACUUUACUUUGCACUUGAGACUCCUCCAGAGAUUUUAUAUUUCCAGCUGUGCCUCACCAGGGCAGAAUUUCCUAGAAAAACUUCCGUAUGAUAGACUCUAUAAUAAGAAGACAUCUUUGAGUUUAUAUUUUUUCAUCAUUUUAUACUUUUCAAAGAAGAGCACCAUAUAUGACCUUGAUUCUCGGAGAGAAUUGGAGAGAGCAGAUAUUACUUACCCCAUUUUCCAGAUGAAGAAACUAAGAUUCAGAGAGGUUGUUGGUGUCUCAUAUCAUUUGAUGCUGGUACUAGUCCUAUAGCCCAGAGAUCCUGGCCCGUCAUUCAGGGCUUCUGUCUCUACAGUUUAGUGUUAAGAUUUGGGAUGGAAUUAUGCAGUCUGUCCCUCCUGAAAUGCUCCAAAUGUGAUGGGCAGGGGUUCUUUUCCAUUGUCACCUUGAAUCUGGAGCCUCUAUGUGUUACCAGAAGAUCAUAACCUAUGUUAAGAGGCUGGGAUGCUUUUUGAUCUCCAAAAAGGAAGAGGAGGGGUGUGUGUGUGUGUGUGUGUGUGUGUGUGUGUGUGUGUGUGUGUGA
This is a messenger RNA of Trichosurus vulpecula (common brushtail), 3342 nucleotides long. It is a transcript of the gene LIPG, whose product is annotated as lipase G, endothelial type. Gene Ontology annotation, molecular function: lipoprotein lipase activity; protein binding. NCBI's taxonomy places the organism in Eukaryota, Metazoa, Chordata, Mammalia, Diprotodontia, Phalangeridae. Gene Ontology annotation, biological process: lipid metabolic process. The record is from RefSeq and is a predicted model, not a curated record. The transcript has 10 exons. Bases 146 to 1660 code for a protein of 504 amino acids.